AGUAGGGAGCUGGGACUGGCUUAUCCAGGGGCGAGGAGGCUUCGCGUCAGUCUGUGGUCUCAUCUCCGUCCGCGUCUGUGAGCGGCGAAGGCCGCGGAGCCCCUGCUCAUGGAGCUCCGGGCCCCGGCUCGGGCCGCGCUGCUCGGGCCGCUGCUGCUGCUGCUGCCGCUGCUCCUGCCUCCGUCCGGGCCAGCCGUGUCGGCCCAGAGCGCGGCCUCUGCUUGCUCUGAGAACACUAACCAAUCCUGCACUGAGUGCCUGAAGAACGUCUCGUGCUUUUGGUGCUAUACCAACAAUGCCUGUCUGGACUAUCCCAUCAGGAAAAUCCUGCCACCCAGCUCGCUGUGCCCGCUGAGUUCUGCCCGCUGGGGCGUGUGCUGGGUGAACUUCGAAGCCCUGAUCAUCGCCAUGUCAGUAGUGGGAGGUGCCCUCCUCCUGGGCAUCACUGUCUGCUGCUGCUGCUGCUGUAGGAAAAGGAGGAACCACAGGUCAGACAAGGAGGAAGAGCGUGCUGCUAGAGAGAGAGAAGAGAGGAAAGUGCGGCAAGAGGAAAGGAGAGCAGAGAUGAAGUCCAGGCAUGAAGAAAUCAGAAAAAAAUACGGGCUGUUUAAAGAACAGAACCCUUACGCCAGAUUUGAGAACUAGCCCUCCGUGGAGCUCCCUGCUGGCCGCUGGCGGCCGAAGCUCCUCCAAGGGGGCGUGGCUGCUCAGAAAUCACAUCCACAUCUUCCAUUAAUCUGAUGCUUUCAGUAAAGAGCCUUGUGUUCAAAUGAGACCCUCUCUAAUCCCUGAUGAAUUGUUGUAGCCAGUGAAACAUUCCAGCAAGAGAAGCUCUUCUCCUUGGCCCGAUGGAUGCUUCUUGGAUCCCAGUCAGUGCUCCUGAGGACAGAGGCUGGAAGCCGUCCUCUCCCUUUGUCCUCUUGGCUUAGCCACACCUGCAGGAGGGCUGGGGCUGGGGCGACACUGCUGCUCUCUGCUAGCCUGUCUUGCCCCUCCCAAGUCUUCCUCUGCUCUGUCUUGAGCAUUGUUUUUUAUUUCAGAGACCUUGAUUUUGGUUGAAGUUCCAUUUAAUCCUUCCUGACCAGACCCCCAUUGAAACGUGCACUGUUAUUGAGAGCGCUCUGGGAAGCUGUCUUUAGUUCACCUCCAAAAGAAGCCACCAUCUGUGAGCUUGGGUUUGUCUGCUCUUCUGAAGUACGGUGGAAAGAUGUCUUUGGAAAAGUGAACCAGAAUUACAAGGGUUUGGGGUUUUGUUUUGUUUUUUUAAGUCUCCUGUUUUUAACAAAUGCAGUUGACUCUGAGAACAGCACCUGCUCCCUCACAGCGCCCUCUCCAGAGGCAUGAGCUCAGCUGUGGGGUGUGGGCCCAGGCCCCAGGCUCCUGCCUGGGGAGCAGUGCUGACCAGGGUCUCUAGGAGGGGAACAAAGACCUGUGACAGGCAGAUAAGCAGCAUUCCCAAAUGCUCACAUCUAUCAGUGUGGCAGAGUCGGCCAGUAUUUCGGGGAACGUGGCCCAUGGUCUGAGGAGGAGUGUGCCGGGCCUGUUCCUGACUAGGUCCGUUCUGGCAGCCCACGGAGGCCAGACUGGGCGCAGGAAGGUCACGGUGGAGGAGGCUUCCAUUGUUGUGCUCCCCUUCUGCUGUGGAGAAGGCAGAGGAGGCUUCCCCCCAAAGUUAGUAUACAGUGUAACCCAAAGCUACUUUUAGGCUCAGCAGAGUUGGAAGUUAUUCUUGCACUCUUUUUAAAAACACUUUUUUAAUGAUGUAUGUAAUGGCCUUACUGUGAAUUAACCUUCUGACACUGAAAAUCUUGGCCAUCAAGAAACUGUCUUUGGCUUGAAUCUUUCUUCCCUAAAAUACUCAGCAGCCUGAGCAAGGAGCUCAAUGUGUCCUAGUCCACAGAUCCGUUUAGUGUGGGGCCCGGAGUGGGGAAGGGGCUUCCGGAGGAGCGAUGGCAAAAGCUGACUGCCUGGUGCCAUGUUAGUGCUGGGCCACACGUGGCAAGAAGAACCGACCUUCGAAGGCCUGUCAAGUAUCCCUAUGAUUACUGGCACACAUUUAAUCCUUUCUUACCUAGAGGAGCCCAGAUUUUUAAAGUGUAUCUGCUAUAUUUCUAUCCUAUUUCUAUACCAAGACCAGCCUAUAGCCACAGGCUAAUAUCUUCAUGCUUGUGAGUGCCUUAAAUUUUGGGAAUUUCAAAUAAAAAGAUUUAUUGUAAUUUUGUGUUAA
This is a messenger RNA of Trichosurus vulpecula (common brushtail), 2227 nucleotides long. RefSeq names its product PTTG1 interacting protein (gene PTTG1IP). Gene Ontology annotation, biological process: protein import into nucleus. Gene Ontology annotation, cellular component: cytoplasm; nucleus. NCBI's taxonomy places the organism in Eukaryota, Metazoa, Chordata, Mammalia, Diprotodontia, Phalangeridae. The coding region runs from base 109 to 645 and encodes 178 amino acids. The transcript is spliced from 7 exons. The record is from RefSeq and is a predicted model, not a curated record.